Messenger RNA from Didymella exigua CBS 183.55, 1584 nucleotides. Its product is annotated as pisatin demethylase. Gene Ontology annotation, molecular function: monooxygenase activity; iron ion binding; oxidoreductase activity, acting on paired donors, with incorporation or reduction of molecular oxygen. The transcript has 3 exons. Bases 1 to 1584 code for a protein of 527 amino acids. Lineage: Eukaryota; Fungi; Ascomycota; Dothideomycetes; Pleosporales; Didymellaceae. The record is from RefSeq and is a predicted model, not a curated record.
AUGCUCCUCAACGAGGUAUUGCCGCUCCUCAUACGGUACUGGCCCAUUGUAUUGGUGUCUCUUGUCGCAGGCCACCUCAUCAGCAACAAAUACUGGAAAGGACUAAACAAAUAUCCUGGGCCGACACUAGCAGGAUACAGCAACUGGUGGAGGCUCCGAGAUGUAUCGAAGAGGGACCACCACUGGACGAACAUUGCCUUGCAUCGUGAGCACGGUGACAUUGUCCGGCUCGGGCCCAAUGUCCUUUCUUUCGCGGACCCCAGGGCUAUUAAGCAGAUCUACGGGCUGAACAAGGGCUUCUACAAGUCGGACUUCUAUCCAGUGCAGGGUGCUGUAGCGAACGGCAAACCUUUGCUCUCACUGUUCUCAACUACCGACGAGGACUUCCACGCUAAAUACCGCCGUUGUGUAAACAAUGCCUUCGCAAUGAGCUCACUAGUCAACUACGAACCACUUGUCAACUCGACACUCACCUACUGGCUCGACAAGACGGAGGCGAUGUUCGCCAACACGGGCAGAACCUGCAACUUCAGCCAGUGGCUCCAAUUCUUUGCUUUCGAUGUCAUCGGAGACCUGACCUGGAGUAAGCGCCUGGGAUUUGUAGAGGGAAACAAGGAUGUCGAUAACAUCAUUGGGUUCUUGGGCAAGUUCUUCGACUACGUAGCACCUGUCGGACAGAUUCCCAUCCUCGACCGCAUCUUCUGGAAGAACCCCAUCAGCCUUUUCGUACAGCGCAUCGGUCUCGACAAGCGCAUCCACCCCGUCACCCUUUUCGCGCUCUCCCGCUCCAACGAGCGCGCGCAGCAAGUCUCCAAAAUCAAGCAAUUCGGCCUCAGCGACGACGAGCGCGCGAACCCGCGCGGUAUCGACCUGCUCUCCAAAUUCGCCCAGGCCUCGCACGACCACCCCUUCAUGGACGACAACCGCAUCCUGUCCACAUGUACAUCCAUGGUCUUUGCCGGCAGCGAAACAACAGCCAUCAGUCUAUCCGCCGUCUUCUACUUCCUCGUCAAGCACCCGUUCGUCUACGCAAAGCUGAUGCACGAGCUCGACCACGCGGCAGCAACCGGUACCAUCGCGCAGCGCGACGACAAAACAGUCUCCUGGCCCGAAGCCCAGAAACUGCCCUACCUCGACGCUGUCAUCCAGGAAGCCUUCCGCCUGCACCCCGCACCGGGGCUGAUGAUGGAACGCGUCGUGCCCGCGCAGGGCAUGAAGAUUGUCGACGACUUCAUCCCCGGCGGCACCAUCGUCGGCUGCAACGCAUGGGUCGUGCACCGGCGGCCCGAGAUCUUCGGCGCGGACGUCGACGCGUUCCGGCCGGAACGCUGGCUCGAGGCGAGUCCGGAGAAGCUGAAGGAGAUGAAGGGCACUAUGCUGCAGUUUGGCGCGGGCGCGCGCACGUGCAUCGGCAAGAACAUCAGCCUGCUGGAGAUUUACAAGCUCGUUCCUAGCUUCCUGAGGAGGUUUGAGAUUGACCUUGAGCGGCCCGGGACCGAGUGGAAGACGCAUAAUGCGUGGUUUGUCACGCAGAAGAACUUCAACACGAGGUUCAGACCGCGAGUCUCCAAGGCGGAGCAGUGA